CCAGUAUCAGAGGAGGGACAAGGAGAAGAGAGGCAGAAGGUCUGGAGAACAUUGGCAGCACUAAUUCAAGCCAACUGUCCUUCUCAAGAGGGUCUGGUGUGAUAACUCCAAAAUGUUGAAGGUUCUGGGAAUUCUAGUUUUCUGUGGCCUGCUGAGCACCACUUCAGGAGCAGUUCCCGGGAUUCGGUCUGCUUUAAAUGAUGUCAAAAUGGCUAAAGUUGUUACAGAUACUUUGACCAAAAAUGGCCUUCUAGAGAAUAACCUGAAAAACCUUGGGCUUUCCGACAUCCCUCUUGGAGGACUCCUUGGUUUACUUGGCAACAUUGUUGGGCUCAAACCCGAUAAAGCUGUCAUCACUGGUUCUGUGGUGGUCCUCCUUAAUGAGAAAGCAGAAGUGCAUUUGUCUGUUCGCCUGGACAUCUCCGGCAAUGCAAUCCUUCCACUUUCCAGUAUAAUCACUAUUUCAGUUGAUGCGAAUGUUAAAUUUGCAGUAGAAAUAAAAAACUUUUCUGAUGGGAAAUUCGAUUUUGUAAUUUCUGCUUGUGAGGUCACACUUGGAGCCAUUGAUGUCAAACUCUUGGGUGGUUUGCUUACAUUACCGCAGAUAUCAACAAUCCAGAAAUCUCUUACGGCAGAUUUACUAAAACAAACAUGUGCCAUCGUGAAUAAUGUCUAUGCUGCAGCGCACCAGAUAUUGCUGAACUCUUUAAAUGUGGCUCUUCCCCUGGGCAACUAUGGAAAUCUGAAGUUUCAGUUGGCGGCCUUGCCUUCAAUAACACCCACUUAUGUUGGAAUAGAUUUAAUUGUUGCCUUCCAAUAUGCAGCAUCAGGCGUCAAUGUCUCCAUUCCCGACACAGCUGUUUCUAUUGCCGUGCCUUCUCUGGACAACAAUGGUUUCUGCCUGUCCAUCAGUCCAGCUGCAAUGAAUAUUCUACUGUAUGUCGUGACCCCCAAAGUGCCUCUGGAACUGAUCAAUAGCCUAACAACAUUCUCUAAAGCUGAGGAACUGAAGAACACUCUUCUGGCUCUGGUUCCACCUGGGGUUCUUCCAGAUCUCCCCACGAGUGAUCUCUCCCUUAAGAUUACCAUUGGAGCAAGCCCUGUCAUUGCCUUCGACACUACUGGUGGCAAUGUGACUCUCAUUGCUGACGUUGAGAUCUUGAGCAAGAAGGCAGAUGGAUCUAAAGUUUCUGUAGUUGCCGUGAGAUGUCGUAUUUCCUUGAAAGCUACGAUCUCUCUGGUCAAUGGUAAACUGAUCCUAGGCCUCUCACUCUCGAAGAACAUGUUCACACUGGUAUCUUCAGGCGCUGGCAUCACAGAUAUUAGCAGUCUUCUCGGCCCCAUCAAUGGCUUAGUGAAUGAAGUCAUUUUGCCUGUUUUGAAUGGACCUCUUUCUAAUGGACUACCUCUGCCUACAAUGCUAGGCAUUCCCCUGCUGAAUGCGACCAUCAAAACAGUUGUGAACGCCCUUGUGAUUUGCCUGUAAAAGCAGAGGACAGUCAAGCGGAAGCAUCUCCGCACAAAACGCCAGCCAGCAAAGGAUGCAAAGCUCUUCUAUGAAUAUUUUUGUUUUAUUGAUCUAAUAUGAUUCUAGCUGAUUCAAUCUCAUGCAAUGAUCAUGUAAUGCUUUCAAUAAACGCAUUGGCUUUUGCUAGCAACUUACAA
Messenger RNA from Anolis carolinensis (green anole), 1665 nucleotides. RefSeq names its product BPI fold-containing family B member 4. Gene Ontology annotation, molecular function: lipid binding. Bases 113 to 1486 code for a protein of 457 amino acids. The transcript has 17 exons. NCBI's taxonomy places the organism in Eukaryota, Metazoa, Chordata, Lepidosauria, Squamata, Anolidae. The record is from RefSeq and is a predicted model, not a curated record.